AUGAGUUUCGCGCCUGAGCUCUUUAAUGACGCUCCUGAUACACAAACGCAGGCAAAACUGGUUUCUUUGUUUUGGCCGGGCACUUCGUGGCGAUCGGAAGAUUUCUCGGCAUUCUUUAGAUACUUCAAUGAGCGCAUCUUGCUCCUUAAAUGGUCUUACUGUAUUGAUCAUAAUCAGUUUGCCGCGCAAACUUUCGAUGACUUGAUUGCUGUAGUGGAGGUGAUGAGGAUUAAGAACCAACGUACGCGCGAGGAAGUAUCGAGGUCUAUCAGACAAUUACCUCAGUUCCAAAGGAAGCAGGCGACCGACUUGCAGAUAUUGAACUCAAUGGCUCUCGCUGGAUGCGUGUGGCUCACUAUGGAAAUCAGAAUGUCUGAUCAGCUCUAUGGACCUGCGUCGGGCGCAUCGGAGGCCGCCUCAUGGGGACCUUUAGAUACUCUCGUGGAUGUUGUCAAGCAGCGGUUUCAAACCUUCAAAUUCAACCCCGCCACAGGGGAAGCUCAACUGGACGCUGGUUUCAUCGCAAUAAAUUUGAUGGAAGUUUGCGGUAUCAGAAUUACCUGGACCGACAACUUAAUCGACCACCUUUACUACGACUCCACCCCAGUGCCAAGAAGAUGGUGGGAAUUUUGGAAAUAUCAAGGAUCUGGUGGCAUCGUAUAUAUAUAUCCACACAAGAUAUGCUUAGCGAGCCAUCACGCGUCGACUGAUAUUCUCGGAAAGGAGCUUUUGGAGGAGACUAUGAAAUCUCUCGACCUGCUGUUUCCUUUUGGUGAUAGCCGUACCCGGGGGCAUCUCAUCAAGGAACGACACCCGUUUUUUCUCGCUGAAACACCCACGUUCCCUCGUACUAUGGAUCUUAGCGACUUCAAUUUCUGGCGACGAAGGAUAAUUAUAUUGUACGACGUUUUUCAUGCACCUCCAUCAAGAAUGCAUCAGAUAUGGAAAGAUAGACGAAAUCCAAUGCAGUGGUGGACGUUCUGGCUUGCGGGACUGAUCGUCAUUAUCACGGUAGUUUUUGGUGUCAUCUCCGCGUAUAUGGCACCUAAGUCGCUCGGAUUAGCAAACCUCACAUACAGACUUUCUAUAUUGCAGGCGUGCAAUCAGGAUACUGCCAUCUAG
Messenger RNA from Glarea lozoyensis ATCC 20868, 1122 nucleotides. RefSeq lists its product as uncharacterized. The record is from RefSeq and is a predicted model, not a curated record. The transcript has a single exon. Lineage: Eukaryota; Fungi; Ascomycota; Leotiomycetes; Helotiales; Helotiaceae. The coding region runs from base 1 to 1122 and encodes 373 amino acids.